Molecule: messenger RNA, 6213 nt
Organism: Melanotaenia boesemani (Boeseman's rainbowfish)
Lineage: Eukaryota; Metazoa; Chordata; Actinopteri; Atheriniformes; Melanotaeniidae
Gene: furina
Product: furin (paired basic amino acid cleaving enzyme) a
Exons: 16
Coding region: 368-2806 (812 amino acids)
Biological process (GO): peptide hormone processing
Cellular component (GO): Golgi membrane; trans-Golgi network
Molecular function (GO): serine-type endopeptidase activity
Source: RefSeq, a predicted model, not a curated record
UUGCUCGAUCGGUAUGUGUAAUAAAUUGUGAGCAAGGAAGGCAAGGGAAUGUUUGUCAGCACUAGAGGAUAGGAGAAGAAAGGGGGAGGCACAUGUGAGACGGAGCAGGUCAAAAUACCACCGUGGCGUCAAGUUUGCGUUAAUCACGUCGCGGUACAGUUUCAGACAUAUUAGUCCAGCGAAGGAGUCAUCAUCGGAUCAGCUCCGAGACAAAUUAUGACUACGUGUUGUUGUCACGGACUGCACCAGUGAGGUGAGCUGUGACUCUCCCUGUCUUUGUCUCUCCGAGCACUUGCAUGUACUGUGAGCAGCCCCGGCCUGCUGGAGAGGUGCUGUGCUCAGUGACUGUGCUGCGCUAGGAGAACCCAUGGCGUCUGGCCCUCCAUCUCCCACCGUAGGCCACGGGCUCAGGCUGCUGGAGUUUUUGGUUGGGGUUGUGUUGGUGUUGCUGGUUUCUGGGCUGGAACCAGCAUUUGGUCAGCAGGUAUACACCAACACAUGGGCUGUCCAUAUACCUGGAGGUCAGGAGGAAGCUGAUCAAAUAGCCAAUAAACAUGGUUUCAUCAACCACGGACAUGUAUUUGGUGAUUAUUAUCACUUCCGUCAUCGCACAGUGGCAAAGAGAUCGCUGUCAGAUCACAGGGGGACACAAGUCCGUCUACAAAAAGAUCCUAAGGUGACUUGGGCAGAGCAACAGGUAGCGAAACGAAGGAAAAAGAGAGAUGUCUUUGCAGAACCUUCAGAUCCCAAGUUUAAAGACCAGUGGUACCUGUACAACAGCAACCACCGUGACUUAAAUGCUAAAGCUGCAUGGGAGAUGGGGUACACAGGAAGAGGUGUGGUUGUGUCCAUCUUAGAUGAUGGAAUAGAGAAGGGCCAUCCUGACCUGAUGCAGAACUAUGAUCCGGAUGCCAGCUACGAUGUGAAUGAUGGGGACCCGGAUCCUCAGCCUCGAUACACACAGCUUAAUGACAACAGGCAUGGAACACGAUGUGCAGGAGAAGUGGCAGCAGUGGCUAAUAAUGGGAUCUGUGGAGUUGGUGUGGCUUACAAUGCAAAGAUUGGAGGUGUGCGUAUGCUGGACGGUGAGGUGACCGACAUGGUCGAGGCUCAGUCUCUCAGUCUGAAUCCCCAGCAUAUUGAUAUCUACAGUGCAAGUUGGGGCCCAGAGGAUGAUGGUAAAACCGUCGAUGGACCUGCUAAACUUGCUAAAGAAGCAUUUCUACGUGGAGUCAAAGAGGGUCGUGGUGGUUUGGGAUCCAUCUUUGUGUGGGCUUCUGGGAAUGGAGGAAGGGAGAAGGACAGCUGUAACUGUGACGGCUACACCAACAGCAUCUACACCCUGUCCAUCAGCAGCUCUACACAGAAUGGCAAUGUCCCCUGGUACAGCGAGGCUUGCUCCUCCACCCUCGCCACCACUUACAGCUCGGGGAACCUCAACGAAAAGCAGAUAGUGACUACAGACCUCAAAUCAAAAUGCACAGACUCCCACACCGGCACCUCUGCCUCUGCCCCGCUGGCUGCUGGGAUCAUCGCUCUCGCCCUUGAAGCAAAUAAAAACCUGACCUGGAGGGACAUGCAACAUCUGGUUGUACGAACUUCCCACCCUGCUCACCUACUUGCCAAUGACUGGAGAACUAAUGGAGUUGGACGUAAAGUUAGCCAUUCUUAUGGAUAUGGUCUGCUUGAUGCCAGUGCAAUUGUAUCGCUGGCGAAGACGUGGACCAAUGUGGGACCACAGAGAAAAUGUGUGAUCACCAUGCUCAGUGAGCCAAGGAACAUUGGCAACCACUUAUUUAUUAACAAGAGUGUGGACGCCUGCGUUGGGUCAGACAGUUAUGUGACCGCGUUGGAGCACGUCCAGGCCCGUCUCUCCCUGUCCUACAACAGAAGGGGAAACCUGGCCAUCCACCUCAUUAGUCCUGCCGGCACACGCUCCACCCUGCUUCACCCCAGGCCUCAUGACUACUCAUCAGAGGGUUUUAAUGACUGGGCUUUCAUGACCACCCACUCUUGGGAUGAGAACCCCAACGGGUUGUGGAGGCUAGAGAUUGAGAAUGUGGCUGGUGCCAGUGACUAUGGAACUCUGACCCAGUUCACCCUGGUGAUGUACGGCACUGGCUCGUCCUCUUCCAGCUCCUCUGAGGAGUCGCAGCCGAGUAACGGCAACUGCAAGACCUUGGAUCUGAGGCUCAUAUGCAUCGAGUGCAAUGCUGGCUACUACCUCUUUCAGCAGGGCUGUGUGAAAGAAUGUCCAGCAGGCUAUGCGGUGGGAUCCCAGCCUCUCAACUACACAGUUGGAAACUUCAUACAACCAUCGUCCGUCCCGGCCUGCCUGCCCUGCCCUCCGCCAUGCCUCACCUGCAGCAGCCUCAGCCCUCAGUUCUGUUUGUCCUGCCCGCCUCACAGCUACCUGGACCCUUUCUCUAGCACCUGCCUACACCUCAGCCAUAACAUGCGCGAGUCCCCCUUCACCAGGGUCCAGGGUGAGCAGCGAUUACAGCCCGAGCUCAGCUCUCAGCUGCCCAUUACCAUCGCUGUGCUGAGCUGUAUCGCCAUCAUCGCUACUUUUGCUAGCAUCUUCCUGCUACUGCAGCUGCGCUCAGGUGCGCUGAUCAAGUUGCCCUCUCUGGAGGCCGGUGGCGGCUUGAGAGGCACCUUCAGCCUUGGAGGAAAUAGGAUGGUGUCAUACCGAGGCAUCCCAACAAUGUGGGGAGAUGAAGGGGUAAAUACAGACUCAGAAAACGAAGAGUUUGACGUCCAAAAUGAGAGGACUGCCUUUAUCAAAACACAAAGUGCUCUUUAAUGCCUCCACCACGUCCCUCUUCGUCUCCUGCUUUUAAACCCCCCCCCAAAAAAAAUCUCUUUGAUAAUUCAGGGCUGUGGUCCUCUUCCUGUCCUUUCUGCUUUUAUUCCUCAUCCCUUCUCCCUUUCUUUUCUGUCUUAUCGGAUUCUCAUCUUUGUCCUGUUUUGGGAUCUGGUCUUCCACUCUGCUCCGGGAGACCUGAUGGGAAGCUUCUGUCUCUAAAAGCUGGUGAUGGUCUGAGCUUUGCUCUGUUCACACUUAGGUGCAUUUCUAUUUAAGUGGCUCUCUCCUUCCUCUUGCCCCCUGUCUGUGCAGAGUACAUUUUCCCCUCCAGUUUCAACUCAUUUAGUUACAGUCUACAAGUUAUUAUGAUUUGCUUUUUUUUUUUCACCUUUCCCUCUUUCCAUUAGUCUCAGUGCAGUAGCCAGAUGAGAUUGUUUAGUAUGAGAAGCAGAGAUGCUUGAUUGUGUGUGUAUGCACAUUUCCUAAUGAAUGACUCUGUCUAAAGUGUCUGGAUCUGAUGAGCAGUGAAUAGUGGGAGUGCCCAUUAUAAAGAAGUUAAAUACUAUUAUUUAGUAUUUUAACUAAAAAGUGAUAACAAGAUGAAGUCUGUUAUGAGGUGUGCAAUCCAUUAAGAAACACUUGUGUUCUCCAAAGUGACAUUCAGUGACAGCAGUGUCAAAAAUCUGCUCAGAUAAACACACUGUAGUGAUAUUUUAAUGUGCAUUUAAACAUGCACAAGUCAGAUGUUUAAAGUUAAAAUGGUUGAUAAGGAAUUGUCCACACUUUGACGUGUUACCAGUCAUACAUGAACAAAUACAAUGAGGGGAAAUGCUGUCUCUUCUUUUUCAUUUUGUUGAAACAGUAGUUUUUCCUUUAAUGUAAAAUCCAUCUUUCAUGGAGCUGCUUUUUUUUAAACCAGCAUGGUUACACGUCCCGUCAUACAAAUACUGUGGACAGAUUUCUCUCAGCUCUGAAAGGAAGCUCUGCUAGCUGAGUCUGUCAGCUAGCAGAGCUUCCUUUAGCCAUUUGAGAUUUCACAUGAACUGAACUUUUUCUGGUUGAACACACUUUAAAUUCUCCUACACUCAAAAAAUCCUGACUAGUACAUGGGUAGGUAUCCAGAAAGACCUCAGAAAUGACAAGAAAAAAAAAAAAAACAACAUGCAUGCAGGCACGCACACGCCUGCUACUUGGUCAACCCUGAAGCACAAUCCCUUCCAGAGAUGUUUAAUCUCUGCAUCUGAUGUGCUCGCAUCCCGGGGCCAAGAGGGGAAGCAGCUGAUGUGUGUGUGUGUGUGUGUGCUUGUGACUGUUGUGCUUCUUAAAUCAGCUGUCAGGUGUUGCGUUACCUGUGAUUGAUUUCUUGACAGAACAGACACAGUAACAAUGCAUCAAGGCUUCCUUCUGUCAAAGCGUGUGAGCACUACAAACGAGCCGCGUAUCUUAAUGACUAAAUAUUUGUUUGUGUGUGGGGGUGUGUGUGUUUUGUUUGUUGCACGUGAAAAUGGGAAUGUUUUUGUGCCAUCUGAAGUGAAGGUUUCUUUUUUCUCCUUCAUCUCACAGUCUCUGCUCUCCUCUUCAAAUCUUGAGUGCUGUUUUAGGGAGAAUAAAUUUCUAUAAAAAUCCCAGGCUAAGGCUCCACAGCUCAUCAGUGUCUCUGCUCUUACCCUCCAGUCCUCAUCCAAUAACUACUUCAGAUAAUCUCCUUAGCAUACUUCACAAUUAUAAUCUAAAUGAUACUGCAGCAAAGUAUUUAUUCUGGGAGAUUUUAAUCAUACCUAUAGAGAAUUGAUUGUUUUAAAGUGAUUUUUCUUUUUUUUUUUUUCUUCUUCCUCUUGGGCUGGUUAUCAUUUGAAAUAUGCAUAUGAUUGUUUAAUCCAUUGUAGAAAUUUUGAUUCCACUGAUCUUUUUUUUUUCUUUGUUGAAAGUAUGAUGAUUAUUUUUUAUUUUCAGUACAAAAACAGAAGAGCUUGCUGAGAGAGGUUGUCAUGGUGAUGGCAUGCAUAGAAAACUGCAGCUGCUCAUCCUUUCAUCUACCUCUCAUGUCAUGCAGCAAGCUUUCACGUAGAGUUUUAGGGGCUGUUAAAUUAUUAUAGAGCUCAAAUUAUAUGUAGGUUCAGCCAACAUGAGGUUAGACAUGAAAAUGUCUAACUGCACAUUGGCUUUGUUUUUAAAUAGAAGCAAACCAUUGCAUUUCAGAAACUUAAAGCUUCUUCCCCAAAAAUUACAAUCUCCCCUUAAAUUUACUGCCUUUAAGGAUCAGUGUUCAUAGAGUCAUAAGUGGGCUUUAAAACCUGUUACAAAAAAUUAAAUGGGUUAAAGAAAUGUUGUAGUUUGUUUGGCACCAUUGAAUAGCUUAAUUGACCUAAAAUUGUUAUUGGUUUUUGUUCUCUUUUGUUUUUUUAACUUUUAUGUUUCUGUCACUGACAAUCAGAUUUCUUGUCUUGAGGGCAAGAAGGUGCAGAGGCACGCAAACUAGUCAAUUUUAAUGUCUAAUUUAGCCACUUGUUACAAAGCCUUCACAGGGAUAAUAGAAAUGUGCAUUUGAAUUGCAAAAGAAAAAGAAUAAAUAAAAGAAACAAGCAUUAAAAAGACAACAGCUUGACCAGAAAUGGCAAAGUAUAAAGGAUUUUUUUAAGCCACUACUUUCAAAAAUCCCUUUUCAAAGGGAUAGUGAAAGGUUGGUUUGAAUGCUGUUGAACCUUGCAGUUAGCCAGAAGGUUUAAUUCGCCUCAGAUGGCUGGUGCAGGUGUAGCACAUCUGCUUUAUUGCAGCAGUUUCUGCACCUGAAGCCAAUCUAAGAAUGUAAAUUUGGAGGAAAAUGCUCUCAAAAACAAAGUUAUUGUGUUGAGCGUGUGCCGUUGGGGUCUUUGUGAUGUGCAUUAUUGCCUACUGCCAUUUAAGUUUUGAUUGGCCCAUCUAAAGGAAGGUGCUAAUUUACCUCCGGCCUCAGACUCCAGCCACAAAAUCUUAUUGACUUCCCAGCUUGGUGCAGUGUGUAAACAACAGAUAAUGGGCUAAUUCAGCAACAAAAUUGCUUCCAAUUAAACUGAAUGCUUAGAGUUGGUCUUUUUAUUUUUUUAAGAAAUAUAUUGAAAGACUAAAUCCAACCAAUAUAAUGUACUCUGCAUUUUUCCUUACAACAUGAUUUCUGUUGCUUCCAGAAAGAAUAAUUUCCUCUAAACUGCAGUAAAAUGAGUCCACAGCCAAAGUGGUUUCUUCAUCCCAGCUUGAUGUAUUCACUACAGCUUGAAAUCUUAAACAGAUGAACUCAAAACUCUGCAUUUUAAGGGUUUAACUUUUUUUCCUCUCAAAUUCUUAAUGUUUGCUGAAAUUCAUUAGGAGCUAGCUCUUUCCUUUCACUGCAACAAUGUGAUAGAACUACACACUAAAAACAAAACAAA